AUGCUACAAGAAUGCCAUCGAAGAAAUAUUUUAUGCGAUGGUCAUGAGAGUACUUCAUACAGCUCUUCAGAAGAAGACUUAACCUUUUCUCCUAAGAGGAAUGUUGCUGUUUUGGAAGUGUCUGCAUUCUACAAACUGGCUCAAGACUGCAGUGUUCCGGAGAUUGAGUUCAGCGUGGGAGCCAGUACAGAGGGACUUCCUAUCUGCAUACAAAGUGCAGUUGCCAAUUUAGAAGAACUGGAUGUUGAAAAAAACCCAUAUAUACAUGUCAAAUCAGGAAUAUGGCUUGCUUAUUCAGAUUUAAAUUACAAGGGAGAGAUGAAGAUUUUGGAAGAAUGCAGUGAACCAUCUGAAAUUCCUUCAGCAGAUGUAAGAUCUGUGCGUCCCUUAAAAAUGGGUGGAUUAAAGGUCCAAAUGCCUAUGAAUGUCAAGAUAAUAAUAUAUGAGAAAACACACUUUGGAGGGUGGUCCAAAGAGUUUUCGGAAAAUAUUAAUUCUGUCCUGGCUCUGUUUGAUGAUGAAGAGGAUUUUCAGGCCAUUGGAUCAAUACGUGUCAUUGGUGGCAUAUGGGUUGCCUAUGACAAAGAACGUUACAAAGGCCAUCAGUACUUGCUCGAGGAGGGAGAUUAUGAGGACACACACACAUGGGGAGGAACUGGCAGUGUUCUCCUGUCUUUCCGAUUCCUUCAGGCUGAUUUCAUAGAGUCGUCAGUGGCACUUUUUCAAUCCGAUGAUGAAGACGGGAAAGCACUGGACAUCAUCAAUGAAGAAAUUCCUGAUUUGGAACAGACUGGAUUUGGCCCAGAAACAGGGUCGAUUCUUGUGAAAAGUGGAGUGUGGGUUGCUUAUCAGCAGAAACAUUUCUGUGGAGAACAGUAUGUAUUGGAGAAAGGAAAAUAUAAGUGUUUCUUUGACUGGGGAGGAUCCAGUAAAAUCAUUAUGUCGAUUCGACCUAUUAAGUUGGAACCACUUGGAACGAAUGAGCCUCCACAUUUGCUCAAAGCUUUCAGUAAUACACAUUUCCAAGGAGCAUGUAUAGAUUUCACAGCAGAAGUUUCUGAUUUCACAUCAUUCAUACCAUGUUCUUUUAAGGUUCUUCGGGGUUGUUGGCUCCUGUAUUACCAAGGGGAAAUUGAUGACAAUCAUUGUGUGCUGGAAGAAGGCCUCUACAUUGAUCUCCCUUCCUGUGGCUGCCCAACUGCUGCAGUCAAAUCCCUCAAGCCUAUUGAAUACGUUUUCGCUGAGCCCUCCCUCAGUCUGUUUGCACUGGAGUGCUGCAAGGGCAGAGAGCUGCACUUCAGUGAGCCUGUCAACUCCGUUCUGAAUGAAGACCUUCAUUUUUACACUCAGUCUGUAUGGGUGAGAAGUGGAUUGUGGAUUGCAUACGAAGGAUGUAAUUUUUUAGGAAAGCAGAUUCUGUUGGAGCCCGGUGAGAUUUCCAACUGGAAUGAGUACAGUGGCUGGAAAGUAAUUGGCUCCCUUCGUCCGGUGAAGCAGCCAGCAGUGUACCUCCGAAUCAGAAACCGAGCCCAAGGCAAAUACCUGACAGUAGCUGGAAGUCUGGCAGAUGUAAGAGCAACAUCAGUGUGUGUGUCUCCAUACAGCGGCAAGGAUACCCAGAUCUGGCACUACUGUCGUGGGCUCUUCAAAUCCAAGGUUAACGAUGCCUGCCUGGAUGUCAUUGGUGGCAGAGAUGUGCCAGGGGCCAAAGUCGCACUCUGGGUAGAACAUGGGAAAGAGAGGCAGAAGUGGAGACUCAAUGAGGAUGGAACCAUCAGUUCAUACCUCAGUGACCAACUGGUGCUUGAUAUUAAAGGUAUUUAA
Meleagris gallopavo (turkey) is the source of this 1824-nucleotide messenger RNA. Lineage: Eukaryota; Metazoa; Chordata; Aves; Galliformes; Phasianidae. The record is from RefSeq and is a predicted model, not a curated record.